This is a messenger RNA of Ciona intestinalis (vase tunicate), 3295 nucleotides long. NCBI's taxonomy places the organism in Eukaryota, Metazoa, Chordata, Ascidiacea, Phlebobranchia, Cionidae. The record is from RefSeq and is a predicted model, not a curated record.
AUGACUUCGUGUCGUAUGAAGUUUGAACCUUGUAUUGGUUCUUUGUGUCCUGGUACUUGGGGUUCGUGGUUUAGUUGGUCAGAAUGUGGUGAUGUUUGUGGACCAUCUACUAAAUCUAGAACAAGAAAUUGUUACGUCAAAGAAGAGGUGUUUGAUGACGUCGCCCGUUGCCAAGAUACGAAUCCUGGUUCAAGUGAAACAAACGAAACAACUUGUAAUGACAACAUGUGCUCUGAAUGGAGUGAAUGGAUUGAUAACAACGAUUGUAAUGCACCAUGUAGAAAUAAUGGCAACCAAACAAGAUUCAAACAGUGCCUUGAUUCUACCUGGUCGGAACAAUAUGAAGAAAACAUGCUGGUACAUAAUCUAUCCUGUUAUCAAAGCGUGGUGCCCUGUACUGGUGCACCAAUUUGUCCACCAGAAUGGAAUGAAUGGCAGCAGUGGUCUUCUUGCUCCGAAUCUUGCACCAAUGGAACAAGAAUAAGAGAAAGGUCUUGUAGGAAUGAAAAUGGAACCGUCGUUUCUACCGAAGAGUGCAUCGGGGACGGUAGCCAUCAGCAAUCUGAAGUAUGUAACAUGGAUCUUUGUUUGCGAUGGGGAGAUUGGGAAGUAUAUGGUGAAUGUAACGCAGAAUGUGAAAAAAACGGCAGGCAGAAAUAUGUGAAGACUUGUCUCAAUCCUGUGGACUUAAGUAACGUGGAUGACUUGUGUCGUAUGAAGUUUGAACCUUGUAUUGGUUCUUUGUGUCCUGGUACUUGGGGUUCGUGGUUUAGUUGGUCAGAAUGUGGUGAUGUUUGUGGACCAUCUACUAAAUCUAGAACAAGAAAUUGUUACGUCAAAGAAGAGGUAUUUGAUGACGUCACCCGUUGCCAAGAUACGAAUCCUGGUUCAAGUGAUACAAACGAAACAACUUGUAAUGACAACAUGUGCUCUGAAUGGAGUGAAUGGAUUGAUAACAACGAUUGUAAUGCACCAUGUAGAAAUAAUGGCAACCAAACCAGAUCGAAAAUAUGCCUUGGCCUUAACUGGGUUGAUGUUAAUGAAGGUCAAUCACUAUCACAGCAUCCAUCAGUGUGCUACAAUCAAAUACUUCCUUGUGCCGGUGCAACUAUUUGUCCACCAACCUGGGGCGAAUGGCAACAGUGGUCUGCUUGCCCCCAAACUUGUACCAAUGGAACAAGAAUACGGACUCGGUCCUGCUUUAACGAAAAUGGGACUCCAGCUUCCCAUGUCGAAUGUACAGGAUUCGUGAGGGAAGAGCAACGUGGUGACUGUAACACCCAUCUAUGUAACAAAUGGGGUGAAUGGGAUUAUAAUGGAGAAUGUGACGCUCUUUGUGAGGAAAAUGGAACCCGCAUUAUUUCCCGAAGUUGUGUAGGUACGGGUUUAUCUGUCGAUGUGUGUUCUACCGCCAAUGAGUUUUGUGUCGGCAGUCUAUGUCCGGGAAUCUGGGCGUCGUGGCAAGGAUGGUCGGAUUGUCACGAUAGAUGUGGACCCUCGUUUCAAAAUCGAACACGAUCUUGUCUUGUGAAAGAAAUAGUAUCUGACCCAUCUCGUUGCGCAAAUGGUUCCGCAGUUAGUGAACAAGCUUGUAAUGUUUUAUUCUGUCGAUCCUGGACCGAGUGGUCUACAACUGAGUGCACAGGAAUAUGCGGCUACCGCGGGCAUAUACGAAGAACACGCGACUGUCUCUUUGGUAAAAGUUCUGUCAGUGGAGCUGUUCUUGGUGCGGCUGUCUCUUCGAUACCCGGAAGUUGUUUUCUGCAACUAAUAAACUGUGUUCCACAGUGUUAUCCGGCAUGGCAGCCAUGGACAGAUUGGACUCCAUGUUCAGAAUCUUGUUCUCCCGGUUCCACUGAACGAUUCCGAACAUGUAAAUUCAAUGGUACUACCGUGGAUCCUUUUAUUUGUGAGAAGCACUAUUUGGCAACUGGAAUGAUCGAGCCGGUCUCGUCUGACACGUUUCUACAGGUUAGGAGAAACGGAAGUCACCAAACGUCAUUGUGCAAUACUGAAAUGUGUAUAACAUGGUCACAAUGGUCAACGAGUCGAUGCCGUGAACAAUGUGAUGUGCCUGGCUUCCAAACUAAACGGAGAUCUUGCAAUUACGCACUUUCAAAUCAAAACGUAGAAGAUACAUCGACCCCGCCCAGAUGCUUAACAGAAAUAUCGCCAUGCUUAGGACCGUGUGUUACAUUCUGGACGGCUUGGACAGCAUGGAGUUCUUGCGAUGAACCUUGUGGUGCUGGCGUUAACUUACAGACUCGUGGUUGCUACAAAAGUGGAAGGCCAGCUUCUCCAAAUUUCUGCAGUCAAAGCAGUGUCGCAGAUUUAUCAGAGCACCGUCGGACACGGCCUUGCAACAAUGAGAUGUGCGAUUCUUGGUCAGACUGGAUAAUCGGGCCAUGUAGUGAGGAAUGCGGUGCAGUUGGCAGACGUCGUAGAAGCCGAACAUGCGUCGGAAACGGGCUUCUUGCUCCAGUUACCGCAUCCGCUACAGAUACAAGCUGCACCAAUGUCUUGGAGGACUGUAAUAUGGGUCCAUGUAACACUCGGUACAGUUCUUGGGGGCGAUGGAGGGGUACGUGUGAUAGUUCAUCCUGCGGUUUCAGCAGAACAUCUCGAAGAAGAUUUUGUAUUGGAAGCAACGGACGCAGAACUAGAGUCUUUCAAUGCCUGCAUCUUGGCCGAGCAUCUGAAAGUCGUAUUUGCAAUCCCACCGGUUGUCGAUCUUGGGCUCAGUGGACCACUGGUGAAUGCUCUGUUUCGUGUGGCGCGGGUUCAAGAAUAAGAUCUCGGCAGUGCAACCGAUAUGCAGAAGUUCUUCCUGUUACGGGUAGACUUGUACGUUGCUUUAAUGUGACAUUAACCUGCUCGAACGCUGCGUGUCCAGUCGGUUGAGGUUUAGUAUAAGGUAGAGUUAGGUUUAUAUUGUUUCUAACGUUUGAAAGGAGGUCGUGUCCUUCGAAAAACGGGUUUUAAACAAUGGCGUAGUUGGGAAACAAUCACUUUACUUUAGCCAUACCUUUUUCUUUACCUGCUGCUGCCCUAUUAUCUUGCCAAACGGAGAUUUGACCCAUUUACUGCCAGAUAUAUUUACAUUCCUGAUAUACAAAGCGAACGUCAACUUCGUUUUUGUAUUCUUACUGACCUAACUGAUACCACAUCUUUUGACAUCUUACGAUUCCUAUAGGCUACAUUUGUUUCAUUUGCAUUUAGAUAGUUCGUCGUCAUUACUAUUGUUACCUUACACGUGGCAUCGAAAUAAAUAAUUCUGAACGUGUCUGCAGCAAUA